Messenger RNA from Porites lobata, 2136 nucleotides. The record is from the annotation of a GenBank genome assembly. Lineage: Eukaryota; Metazoa; Cnidaria; Anthozoa; Scleractinia; Poritidae.
CUCGGUUUUCUUUUAGCCAUCCUAUAUGCAGAAGGAACAACAGCUCUUCCUGACGUUGGUAAAUGUACAUUUAUGGAAUAUUUCUGUGAUGCCACGAAAUGCCAAACGGUGUUUGUUAAAAGACUCCAGAAAGACCCUAAUGGAGAUUGCAGGUACAGAACAGUUGUUCGAAACGCGAAAAAGUUGUCCGUAAUUGAAGCUGGCCGCUUACGGGAAUGUAAAAAUACAGAGUUCGUAUGGGAGUUGAGAAAAACGGGUGUUGCGAAGGCGACCAUUAAAAGAGCUGUCCACCUACUCGAGUGUGCCGAGGAGAACUUCCACUGCGCAUGUGCACUUCUUGCGGUCCAGCUUUUCUUAACCUAUCCCCUCACUGUGUUCCUUGACACGCCCUAAUUCCUGUCUUCAAGGCAACUUUUUUUCUCUGAGCUUUUGAGGAAGUGGAAUUACAUUUCAAGGACGAAAUUCGAGAGAACAACCAACAGCAAGCAGUCUGCUUUACUGUAAGAGAUCAAAGUCCCGGUCUUUUGCAAAGAUACCUAAACUACUGUUUCUUAUUUGUUUACCCAACUUCCUCUUCGGUGCUUUCCUACGCACAUGCAUGUCGACAUACAUGCAACUACAGCUAGGUUAAGUGGGUUCACGUUGAAUUUCAGUUAUACAUGAGAGACUGAUCUCUGUAACAAUAGCAAGGGGUAUUGAGGUUCCUAGUUGUGUUCAAAGGCAUUGUGGGAUGGGAUAGUUUUGGAUACUGUAGGUGACCAAAACACAUAUACCGGUCCAAUGUAAAGUAGACGACAAGUACAAAGUUAACGGACGAUGAAAUGCAGAGCCGGCGCUCAUAACAUAUAAAUGUCUCCCGUUAAUUCUGGACAAGAUGAUGCAUUAAUUUUCCAUUUUUCUUCCGUAGUGCCAAGUUCGAGAGAUUAAUUGCUUGUUUAACAAAGACUGGGCAUAUUUGUGCUGGACAUUAUUUGUCUCAAAGUCGCAUCGAAAGCCUUGCACGCAAGCAUUUCAAAGAAAAUGUCAUGUGUUUAAAAGGUGGAUAUGAGGUUCCAGCCAUUCCUUCGGUGGGCUCACCAUGUAGAAGCUCGUUUAGCACUGGUGCAACCAAUUGUUUGAGAACCUUCCAUCAUAAAUUCGCUGCAAACAGGUCGGAUCCAGGUCUUUGCUCGUAAGUUGAAUCUUUAAAGAAAUAAUUCAAAGUCUUCCCAGUUAGCUCCGUGCCAAGGACAAUCCACUAUACUUAACUCCUAUAUUAUCUAUGACCCUACAUGGUGUGGUGGCAGUCAGCAGUGGCCAUGGUUUGCAAACAGAUUAAAAGUUUGCCUAUGCUUAAAGUCAUAAUGAUCCAUUUUUCCCCCGACCUUCAGUCUUCUCUCAUUUCCCCACUCAGCAAUGUUCCCCGGCCUUUUCUUUCGGAAUUCCAGGGACGAGCUUGUCAAGUCUCGCCAGUUUCAACUUGCAGUAGAUCGAUAGGGAAAAGUCACUGGACGAAAAAUGGAUUUGGAGAAAUGUACUCCUUGGAAAUAGGGGCAAAAAACAGGGGGUGUAAAUAACUAGGCAAAUGAGAUAUUUACCAUUUUUGCCUCAGAUUUACUCAUCUGUUUUUAAAACCUUGCUACACAUCUGCCAAAAGCAAAUUUGUGUAAAAUCCUUUUUUUCGUCCAGUGAGUGAUGCCGAGCCAUUAAGGGUUAAAGAAUUAAAUUAGGACAUAUGAGGAUAUGAGGAAAGAUUGCGCAAAUUCGAUUGAAUCCCUCUGCCUCCUCAAUUUCUCUCCUCCACCUGAGCAGCCCCUUUCUCCUUUUCGCCACUUCAGUCCGCCCUUACCAUCAAAAAAUCCUGACACAUUGGUCUCUUUUCAUUUCGACAGGGAAAAUGCCAAAGCAAAGAAGUGCCUGAAGAACCUGUUACGAUCGCAAUGUACCUUUUCAUCUUCUGACCAGGAAUUAAUAGAUUUGGGCUUCAACGACUACAAUCCUUUCUGCAAAAAUAAUCGAGAUCCUGAAGCAACAGGAAAUGACCAAUGUUUUGGUGUGAAGGACCUCGGCAAUCCCCUGAAUAACAGUGCUGAAACCGCUGGAAUGAGGCCGCAGGCUCUAUUGGUCCCUUUUCUCUUACUGUUUUUCUUUGUUUAG